AUGGAUCCUAGAUCGGCGCGAAACUACUUUUCAGUAAAGGCGAAGAUGCUUCGCGAUUUCGCGAAAUCUAUAGAUGACACUACGUCAGCUAUAGCUGUCCGGGUCGUCAAACGACAGUUUGACAAAUAUUAUAAUGAGUUUGUCCAGGCUUAUGAAGUGCUUAUCGCAAGUGGUGCAGAGGACAUCGAGGCGCUGAACGCAGAAUUCUCCGCCAUCAACGGGUUGCUGGUCGCUGUCGAGACCAGGGUGGACGAGUUCGAAAUGGGACCGUCAGCACCGCUUCCGAUAGCGAGUAGCUCGCGAGAGACCGUCGCGGCCAAACUGCCAUUCAUCGAGUUGGGGCAGUUCAGUGGUAAUCCAAGGGAUUGGGUAAGUUUUUAUGACCUGUUUUUGUCAUUGGUCCAUGACAGACCUAACCUGCCGGAGACGGAGAAACAUUAUUACCUCCGCAGCUGCCUAAAGGGUGAAGCAUUAACCCUGGUAAAGCAUCUACCAGUAGACGCGGCUAACUACGAGGUAGCUCUUGGUCUUCUGAGGGACCGCUACCAAAAUACAAGGUUGCUGGCUGACACCUAUCUGGAGCAGAUAGUGUCACUGCCUACGGUGCCGACAUCGUUAGAGGGUUUACGUCAGACCUUCUAUAAUCCGUUGCUGGAAUCAACCCAGGCGUUGAAGAAACUGGGACUCCCUGUGGGAGAAUGGUCAUACUUAUUAUUGUUUCUCGUCAUGCAGAAGCUGCCUGCGAGACUCAGGAAUCAGUUCGAGGAGCGAUGCGGGGCAACCGCCGGGGAGCUACCAACCUUCUCCUCGCUGAUGGAGUUGCUCGACGAGAUUUGCCGGCGUCAGCUUAUCACAUCACCGGGUCCGAAACAAGAUGAGACCAUGUCAACGCGACAACGGAGGUCGCCAACUGCGCAGCGCAAGGUGACACCAUUUGGGGGCCGACGGUCACCACCCUCGAACAAAGCUCACGGCUACAUAACCGUCGCAGCGGGCGAGGUAAGGUGCAUUUACUGUACUGUUUUGGGGCACGCAAUUACCGGAUGCUACGGCUUUAAGCGACUCGUAGUGUCUGCGAGGAAAACGUGGGUGCGCAACAACGGAGUCUGCUUUGUUUGUUUGGGACAACACUUCGCACGGGAAUGCACCCAGGGUGCCAGAUGUGGACGCGUAGCAGCGUCAUACUCUCCUGUGCGCAGACAGUGUAGCAAGGAGCGCACAAGACGUGCGGGCGAGGCCUGUACACCACGCGGAAACGAAUCCGCAAGCACCGCCGCGGGUCAGGACACCGCCGCGGUUGAGUACACCGCCACGUGUGAGGACACCCCCACGGCGUACCAGUCCAGUGGAGCACGACCGGGCGUCGGCGACGCAACAGCGCACUUCGGAGCAGGAGCCGCAGCACUAUAG
This is a messenger RNA of Diatraea saccharalis (sugarcane borer), 1410 nucleotides long. The record is from the annotation of a GenBank genome assembly. Lineage: Eukaryota; Metazoa; Arthropoda; Insecta; Lepidoptera; Crambidae.